UAUUCAAAUUGAUAAGACUGCGUGUUUUCGGGUAAGGUUGGGACAGAAGAAGAUUAGAAGGUCAAGUUCGCUGGGGAGGAAAACAAGAAAUCGACAGAUAAGAUGGAGACCAAGGAACUGGAAGUGAACAAAACCCUCCCGUUUGACCCCUCGCUGUUGAACGUCAACAUUUCGUUGCGCCAGAUCGAGGAGAUUGCCACGACUGUUUCCCAACGCUGCCAUGUGAGCGGGGUCAACGAGGUUGCGUGGGCUCUCCGAGCAAUGAUGCUGACCGAUCUGACCACACUGGCCGGCGAUGAUACGGCGGCCAAUGUCCGGAGGCUGUGCCUCCGUGCCUGUUAUCCCUUCGAGCCGCAGUUCUUUGACAAGUUUUUCGAUCGCGCCCUCAUCUCAGAGAUGCACACCGCAGCCGUCUGCGUCUACCCGGCUAGAGUGAAGGACGCCUAUGUAACGCUCCAGCAGUACGACAAGCUGGAUAGGGUUGCUAUUGCAGCAGUGGCCACGGGAUUCCCCACUGGCCAGUACGGCCUGCAAACGCGCCUGCAGGAGAUUAGCCACGCCAUUCUGGCGGGUGCCACCGAAAUCGACAUCGUGAUCAACCGGCAAUUGGCUUUGGUGGGAGACUGGGAGGGAGUCUACAACGAGGUGGUGCUUAUGCGUAGUGCCUGCGGCCAGCAGGCUCACCUCAAGACAAUCCUGGCGAUUGGUGAACUGGGCACAAUGGAAAAUGUCUAUAAGGCGUCCAUGGCCUGCAUGUUGGCUGGAGCCGAUUUCAUCAAGACCUCCACGGGCAAGGAGACCGUCAAUGCUACUCUCCCCGUGGGCCUGGUUAUGAUAUUUGCCAUACAGGAAUUCAAACGCCGAACUUGCCAGAUUGUGGGUCUCAAGCCAGCGGGAGGAGUGAGGACUGUUCGAGAUGCCAUCGCAUGGAUGACGCUUGUCAAUGAAACACUUGGGCCUCGCUGGCUGACACCCGAACGAUUCCGCUUCGGGGCUUCUGGUCUGCUGGAUGAUGUUGAACGGGUGGUGCGCGAGGGAGUGGCCAAAAUGGAGGCGGAGGAGGCCCUCAAGAACCAGGUGGUUCCACCCGAGGUGGCUGCUGCCGAAGGCUUCUGCAAGGAACUCAAAAAGAAGAAGAAGGAGGCGAAGUAAGGAGCUCUGCUGUAGCCAUCACUCAUAUGGAGUACACAUAUAUUGUAGCAUUUUUUACAACUGACUAAACCUAGCAAAAAAAACAGCAGUACCCCUUUAA
Drosophila ananassae is the source of this 1252-nucleotide messenger RNA. It is a transcript of the gene Dera, whose product is annotated as deoxyribose-phosphate aldolase. The transcript is spliced from 3 exons. Gene Ontology annotation, biological process: carbohydrate catabolic process; deoxyribonucleotide catabolic process. Gene Ontology annotation, molecular function: deoxyribose-phosphate aldolase activity. Lineage: Eukaryota; Metazoa; Arthropoda; Insecta; Diptera; Drosophilidae. The record is from RefSeq and is a predicted model, not a curated record. Gene Ontology annotation, cellular component: cytoplasm. The coding region runs from base 103 to 1152 and encodes 349 amino acids.